AGAUAAUAAUCGAUUUAAAAGGGAAAGUGUUGAACUGAUUUGACUUCUGUUGGAUUUAUUGGAAGAAUCGUUAAACUAACUCGCAUUGAGGGAAUGCAAAAGAAUUAGAUUGCAACAACUGCCGAAGACAUCAAGAGCUUAUAAUACGUUGAAAACAACUGAACGAGAUGGCCUUUGCCAACGUUAUGCUUGUGGUGCUGCUCGUAUCAGCUUUACUAAUGAUCAAAACGAAGGGAGAUUUUCCACGAAACCAAGCACCAAAGACGGUCAUAAAUUUAUCUGAUGUUCCUGUUAAAGCAUUUACCGGCGACGAAGUGACUCGAGACAACAGAUUAAGCUAUCUGCAGUUGGUUAAACGGAUUCGAAUGGGCACCAAUGACAUGCUAGCAAUUGCAUCAAGGGAUCAAUUGUACUUCAUCAAUCCUGAGAAAUUUCGCACAGACAACAUCCGAGACAUACAAUACGAUAAUGUUAUUACUUGGAAGUCUAAAAAUAUGACGAGAGAAUUAUGCUCGAUGAAAGGCCAAACAGAGGAACUGUGUCAUAACUUUCUUAGCGUCGUAGCGACCACGAAUGACGAAGGCAGCGAACUGCUGGUGUGCGGCACCAAUUCAUUCAGCCCGAUAUGCACAACAUACACGGUCUCCUACAUGUCAUCUGGUUUAGUGAUGGUUCGUGGAGAAGAUUUCUCCGGCAAGCAGAGAUGCCCUUAUGGUCCUAAUCAACCUAGCGCGGCAAUUUUUACCGGUGGUUCGUUGUACGCGGGAACCUACCAAGCUUUUACUGGUGUUUCUCCCGUUGUCUCGCGAAGCAUGGGCGACAACACACCGCUUAAGACUGCCUCUAUUGACGAAGCCAUGAAUCGUCCCCGGUUUGUAAAAAUGAUCGAAGACGACAAACGGGUUCUUGUUUUCUUUAACGAAAUGCAGAAGCUGUCGUCGGGGGAAGUCCGUAUGGUGGCGCAAGUGGGACAGGUUUGCAAAAACGACGUUGGUGGAGACCGUGUGUUAUCUCGUAUGUGGACAACCUUUAUUAAAUCGCGACUCAAUUGUUCUUACAAUGGUUUUUACCUGAAUGAACUUCGUGACGUCACAGAAGCAAAAUUCGUAAACGGAGUGGAAACAAUUUUCGCCACUUUUUCGACACCUGAAGAUUCUUUGGCUGGAGCAGCCGUGUGUUCUUUCACAAUGAACGCAAUACGAGAAGCACUACAUGGAGCUUUCUUGGUCGGUAGCGACCCUUCAGCACAAACAGUGGGGACAUCUCCAGCAGCUUCUAGACACCCAGCAUCUUGUCCAAGUGAAAAGAUGACAGAUUCGGAGCUCUUCUUUAUCAAAUCACAUCCACAGAUGAAAGAACAGGUCCCUGGUUCGUUGUUAAUGACCAACCAAGGUUCAAGAUGGACGACCAUAGCGCUAGACACCAAAGCGGGCCCGAAUGACAUCACAGUGAUCCUUGUUGGCACAGAAGACGGUCAAAUAAUCAAAGGAUUGGGUCCAAACCAAAUGUGGGAGCAUGGGGCUAUCAUUUCAAAACAAGAUGUUUUUGACAGCAACAGAUGUUCCUCUGGUAAUCCCGAAGUAGAGGAUAGAAGAGUGUUGAGCAUUCUGGUCGACGCUGAACGUGGAUUUCUUCUGGUUGGUUUCAAGCAUUGCGUAGUUACCGUUCCAUUGAGGACAUGCGGAGUUCACAAUUGCCAAGAAGAAUGUGUUGGUUCUGCUGAUCCUUAUUGUGGGUGGGAGGUACGAUCGAACUCCUGUGUACCUUAUCUGACGGCGAACCAGGGCCUCGCACAAAACGUAGCUGGUGCUCUUAAGUCGCCAGAAUCAUACGGUGCAUGCCAACCUGAGGUGGAAGAAAACACAAAUAGUUUUGUUGAGGUACAAAAACCCAUAGUGGAAGUUGAAGAAAUGAUACCUAAGAAUGAAACCACCAAACCUGAAGGAAGAGAUGCCUUGGUCCCUAAAGUGAAUUGCGUUACUGGUGUAGAUCCUUGUUCAUCUAAGUUUGACUUGGUGGUUGUUAUAGUGGCCGGAGUUGGCGGGUUUAUUUUUGGCGUGUUUCUCACCAUUAUUCUGAUCGUGUUGUACCGAAAGAAAGUUUGUUGUAGCGGGUUCACUUCGAACGAUGAUGAUUUUAAAAAGAAGCAACUAAAGCAACAACAUCUGCAAGCAAUGUACCCUGAUGAUAGACGAGGUUCUUUGACCAGAACAGCUCGAAAAACCUACUUCGGGUGGAAAGAAUGGUUCUGUCGAUCAUCCAAACCAAAUACUCCAGCUGCCACACCAAGUCUGAACAAUAAAUUGGACCAAGAACAUCCAGCAGAGCGGCGCCCACGAAGAUUAAAUGACUACAGUGAGGCUCCUACAUUGAAAUCUACAGCACAGCCUAAUCAGCAUGCGCCCAAACCAAGACGAAUGUCAUCUCGACACAACAGCACAAGCAGCAAUGGUUCUGUACCAAACGGAUAUCCCCUUACACGCCAAGCUAGUGUCCUUGCAAAUGGUCCGAUCGUAUAUGAACAAGGACAACCUCUUCUACUUAACAACCAAACUGACGAAGCUUAUUAUUCUCCAACUACAGAAUGUAUACUUACCAACGAAAUGACCGAAGCCCCGACCUUACCCCACCCUAAAAGGAUCUCCCACGCUUCCAUGACAGGGGAAUACCCGAUUACGUCACUCCACGGCGCAGCAGAAAGCGGGCAACUGCCAACUGCGUCGACAAAAAUGCGGCGACGCAACGAAAAAGCAACGAGUCAGACGAACGAAAUCAUGCGGGAAUCGGACACAGCGAUUCGGAGUUUUGAGACCACACUUCAUCACAUGCAACAACAAGGAAUCCCCGUCGAUAAUUCAAGAGAAAGAUUGAACUCCAAUGACAGCGGUAAAGGGGAAAGCGUUCGUAACUCAAUAAGGACAGAACUCGAGCCAAUAGCGACGAAUGCAUCCGCGUUUAAGCAGCGACCAACUUCUCUUAAUCUUCCACAGAAUGGUGUUGGUCAUCGUCGACGUCUGACGUCAGAGCCAUCUUACCCCAAUGACGUCAUCACUCCUACUGGGUCCAUUAGCUCAGGCUCGUCAUCGGGCCGACGAAACCCACCGGUACGUCAGCAUUCGUUUGGGUUUCAUCAGUCGAGUUCGACUCGUUCCCAACCGACUACGCCGGUAGGUGGCGCGCCAGGGAAGCUCUCUGUUUACCACCCGAAGCCCAGCGAAGCGUCCGAGGUCGGGCAUUAUGCUACUUUGCCAAAAAAUGAGCAACCACAGGUCGGGAGACGAAAGGAGCGACAACACCAACAGCGUCACCACAUGGAGCAACUUCACGAACGUUUGUGUCCCCGUUUACAGCAAGAAUUCAUGCAACAACAGCAGCAACAACAGCAACAACAACAGCAACAACAACAGCAGAUGCACAAAGCUCAUAUGAUACAAGAAGUUAUGAAGAACCCGAGAACAACAGAACAUCAAAACCAAAGGCGGGGGGUCGUAACUCGUUCGUGUGGUUCGCCAGGGAAACACCCUGCACCCCCGCUUAACCGCUACCCCAGUCUUCAAGUUCGGGGUCCCAAUGCAUAUCAAGAAUACCAAAGAAUGCCCAUGUUGAAGAACCAACCAAUAAAUCAUUACCCGUCUUUGCCGCAUGGUUCGUCGACUUCUCCUUAUGGGAAGAACAGCAACAACAACAAUACAUACGGCACUCUUACAGCAUUCGAAAGACCAACAACUUUACACAGGCGCGAAAAACUUCCGCAAAUGAUGCGGCAGUCUUCAGUGCCUGGUUACGCAGCGCCGAAGCCUAUGUAUGUCGCUACACCUGUAGUGCCACCUAGCGGGACAAGGGAAAUGUAAUGGGAGCGUUGGGUGGCGCUAUUGGCGAGCGAUCUGCGGGCAGAUUUCCAGCCGAUGCGAAAAUAAGUUGUUUCACUGCUGAUUAACGUGUUUUACUUUGCAAUUUGUUAUAGUUUAUUUUUGUAACGAUCACGAUUUCACUUUGUUUGCGUUGUGUUUUGUGGAAAAAAUUAAACCUUUUAAUCGCUUGAAAAUUCCACGACGAACCCUAUUCAGUUUAAAAACCUUUUUUUUCACACUUUGUACUCAGUACAAUUUCGCUGGGGUAAAAAUUCAUCAGCGCUAGAUUACUUUUAAAUUGCUUUAUACAGUACGCCCAAACAUUCGAUUUUUCCGUUGUGUUUUUCCACUGUGCUCUCUCAUCGACGCGGAUUAAAUUCAAUUAAAACUGCUAGAAGCAAUAA
Ciona intestinalis (vase tunicate) is the source of this 4255-nucleotide messenger RNA. RefSeq lists its product as uncharacterized. Gene Ontology annotation, cellular component: plasma membrane. NCBI's taxonomy places the organism in Eukaryota, Metazoa, Chordata, Ascidiacea, Phlebobranchia, Cionidae. Gene Ontology annotation, molecular function: chemorepellent activity; semaphorin receptor binding. Gene Ontology annotation, biological process: neural crest cell migration; semaphorin-plexin signaling pathway; positive regulation of cell migration. The record is from RefSeq and is a predicted model, not a curated record.